UUUCCACUGUAUCCACGAGAAGACGAGGGAACCUACGAUCGAAUUAUGAUGAUCAAUCAGUGGCAAUCGAUGAUGGACAACCUGAUUGACAUUUAUUAUCUCGUGCGGUUGAUAAUCCGUCAAGUUUCCAUAUACUUACGAGAUGUGAUUCUCUAUAAAGUCUUCUGGAUGGCAACAAACGACAACUUCGAUUCUUCGGAUACGAAACUUCGUGUCACGUUGAGGAAUAUUACGACAGAUGUCGUAGCUUUUUCGGUUAUCUGUGCCGUUCUUUUUCUCCUCGUGGUUCUCGCGUCGAAGUAUGAAAAGGAUGAAAACCAACUUUUUACACCUGUGGGAAUAGAAACAGUCACAGUAGAUCACCCACAGGAUUCAUUCUGCGUUUCAAACACGAAUUCCAAUACGACAAACUGUACCCACGCUUGCGGCGAUUCGAUAUUACCGCGCAGACGAAUUUCAAAGAGAAAUUUCUCCGAGGAAGACAUAAUCAGGGUUCGUUCCUGUAGCGAAAAACGAACCACAAGGAUUCCAAAAAAAUCGAUUUUCGGUCUAACCAUGAGCCAACCACAAAAUUGUCAAAGUACCCAAACCACUCGUGAAAUAUUCCAUAAAAACAACCAAAAAUGGUUGAUUAGACGGACAAGAAGCGGCCAUAUUUAUGGAAAAUAUCCUGUAUAGCAAGAAC
Molecule: messenger RNA, 685 nt
Organism: Bombus huntii
Lineage: Eukaryota; Metazoa; Arthropoda; Insecta; Hymenoptera; Apidae
Exons: 3
Coding region: 46-678 (210 amino acids)
Source: RefSeq, a predicted model, not a curated record